This is a messenger RNA of Perkinsus marinus ATCC 50983, 282 nucleotides long. RefSeq lists its product as hypothetical. Bases 1 to 282 code for a protein of 93 amino acids. The record is from RefSeq and is a predicted model, not a curated record. The transcript is spliced from 4 exons. Lineage: Eukaryota; Perkinsozoa; Perkinsida; Perkinsidae.
AUGGUGACAAUUUCGAAUCAGAAGCUCCGAUUCGUCUUUGCGAGUUGUGGUCACAUGGUCAUCGUAAGAUUAGCCAAGUUAAAUGGAGUGCAGGUGAGAAACCUGAGACAGCUUGCCGACGAGGUGGUGAAGAUUGAACAACAAACUAACCACGAGUCGAUGAUGACAUUCGAGUUGGUGAAUGGCGAUGUUGUGGUUAUUCCUGUUGAGGAAGCGAUAGAGGCAAAUGAAGAAAUUAUGAAGCGCAACAAGAUUGCCAAACGAAUGAACUUUCGAGAGUGA